Striga hermonthica is the source of this 597-nucleotide messenger RNA. NCBI's taxonomy places the organism in Eukaryota, Viridiplantae, Streptophyta, Magnoliopsida, Lamiales, Orobanchaceae. The record is from the annotation of a GenBank genome assembly.
AUGGAGUGCGUUUUUGCAGACAAUCAGGAAAAUUGCAUGAGCGGCUGCGAGUCCGGCUGGACCAUCUACUUAGACCACUCCUCGAUUUCUCCCUACGUCACCGAAUUCACCGCCGGCGGCCGCCGCGAAAUCGGGGCUUUCGUCGGAGGGGACGAGGAGUACGAGGACGAGGAUCUGUCCAUGGUGUCCGACGCCUCCUCCGGCCCUCCGCAUCUCCACGACGAGGAUCGGGUCGUCGUCGGCGGAAGGCCGGAAUCCGCCGCCGGCGGGUGCUCGUACAACUACGCCGCGGCGGCGGCGGCUGUCGAGGAGGCGCAGCCCCGCAGAAGGGGAAGGGAGAAACGGCGUCGUAGCAGCCAAGACGGGUCGUCCCUGCUCGACGACACUGCCAGCUCACCAUUUUUCGAUUUCUCCGAUAAGAAAUUUACUGUGGAUAGAAGCAAGGAAGAGGAGAAUGUGUUGGAAUAUUCACAAGGCUACUCUUCUACUCAGUUUGAGGUGAGGCCUCCAUAUGCAGAGCAAUAUGAGUUCUUUCAGUCAACAGAGUCAGCAGAUCAGCUGCAGCAAAACCAGUGGCUUGAAGGGAAAAGGUGGUGA